UAUACCCUUGAACAGACAGCAAGAGCAACGAUCUGAUGUCGGAUGAUUUCAAGAAACCGAGAGACGUUCUUUGUGUUUUCAGGCAGAUGAAAACGUUUUAUUUGCAGCUUUGAAUCAUAAAAAUGGACAGAUGACAGAGAGAAACUUCCACACUCAGAGUGAUCCAGGAGAAAAUUCAAAAGAUGGACUUCAGUCGAGAGUCUGUUGAUCUUGCAGACAUGACUCAAACAUAUAAAUUAGACUCUGACGACUCAUCAUCCCACAGCAUGGUUCCCAAUAUGAACACUGUGCUAUUUGGAAACCCUAUGGCAGUGCAGUUUGGAUACGAAAACAUUCUACUUGGAGAAGAAAAACGAUUCCUAGAAAAUAACGAAGCAUCCAUGACUAUUCCUAUAGAGCUGAAGAUACCAGAUCGUCCGUUCUCAGUGAUCAACAUGAUUGGCAUACAUGAGACUGAACUCUACCAGGACACCGUGAAUCCUCUCAUUGGUCAACUAGUGAAUGUAUCUGAAAUGCACGUCUUCAUCUUUGUGGUGCGACUGGGCCAGUUAACAGAUACUGAUAAGAUGGGUAUUGAAUGGCUUCAGAGUGUAUUUGGAGAAAGAGUUUUUAAGUUUAUGAUGAUUCUCUUCACCUAUGAGAAAGAGGAAGAGUGUGACUCUAUAAUAGAUGAUCUGAAGAAUAACUCUUAUCUGGAGCAGCUGCUGGAGAAAUGUGGAGGAAGAUAUCACACCUGCAGCAAGAUCAUGAACAACCAAUCAGAGAUGAGUGAACUGAUGAAGAAGAUUGACCGGUUGUUUAUCAAGAAUAAACUAGAUCGCAACACAAGUGAGAUGUACAACACAGAGAUAAGAGAGAAAGAAGACUCCGAGAGUGCAUAUCAAAGCGGUGGAGCAACAAUCAGUGAAGAAACAAUGGCACACUCGACUACAACAGAGAAAACAGUAAUACAUGAGAGAGAGAACAGCAAUUUGGGAACAGCAGAAGAGGGAAAAGACCAUAUCAAUAAAGAAAAAAUAAAAGACAUCAUGAGUAGACUUGAUCAUUUUGGCAAGUACCAGACCCCACUGAAAACCUUGGACUUUCUUCAGGUAACUGCACAUUCAUUGGAGUGCCACAAGCCUUGUGUGGAUAUAAACAUAAUUCAAACAUUUUUCCAAAAAUUACUGAUGAUGGACUACAGAGCAAGAAAUAUUUCUGUUAAGGAAAUCAGUACAGAACAAAAACAGGACGUGGAAUUUAAAGUGGAACCCUUUGAUGAUAUUUUUAACAAAUUAUCUUUCUCUAAAAAAGGAACAAGCAAAUCUGACCCCAUUCACCCGAUGGAUGUUCAGAUGGCCGUGUUUCAUUGUGCUGAUAGUUUCCUGAAGCAGCUGAUGGUGACUAAACUGUCACAGUGUCAGUAUGCUCUGCCUCUGCUUGUACCUGAUCCAUUCACACAACACAUUGAGUUUCCUCUCUGGACAUUCAGACAAAUCAACAAGAGCUGGAAGACAUUUGAUGAUGCAGGUGAAAUCAUCAGUAAAGUCCAGUCAGUCUGUAAGGCAGAAACUCCAAUGGUGUGUUUCUUCAGGUUUGGCUCAGUGUCCUCAUCCAAGUCUCAGCUGAUGAACAGUCUGAUCAAUGAGAAACACAACACGUUCUUCCACAGGAACUGCCCAGGCAGCAGCAGAACCAGAGUACUGAUGGAUGGAGUGGUGGAGAUCGCCUGGUACUGCCCAUCUGGAAAAGAUACGGAUACAUUUACUGACUGUGUUGCGUUCUGUAAUAUUCAUGGUGAUGCAGGAGACAAUGAGAAACAGCUGCAGAUCCUGAUGGAAAUGUCCUCAGUCAAUGUUGCUGUUUUAGAAUGUCUUGAUAAACAAGAUAGAAGCUUUGCAAAGUUGUCAAAUCUUUACAAAGACAAAAAGCCACUCAUUUGCCUUUUUGCUGAGGAUGAUUCAACUGUCAUUGAGAUGGAGAAAGGGAAAUUCAAAAUUGGUUUGAAACACACAAAUCAGGCAGAUGUGUCUGAAGAACUCAGAAGAGCUAUAAAUGCUUGUCUCUCAGUCUCUUCAAAAUCAUCUUUCAUUUUCAGACUUGAAGAUGUGUCCAAACACUCAGAUAUCAGAGUAGAUGAAGAUGAUGAUGACUGCAGGAGAGGAAAAGAAGCAGCACAGCAGAUGAUGAGAUUACUGGAGAAUAAAGAUCUGACAAAAAUCAAAGAAUCAUUUCUGCCCUGUCAGGGAAAACUGUGGCAUCAGUGGUGUCAGACGAACAAAGAACUACAUCGACCUCGAGGGGGUGAAACAGAAAUGGACAUCAGUAGGAAAAAAAUGAAAAAAAUCAGAGAGCUGCAACAUGAAUCUGACAUUAGUGAGUUUAUUAAGUGCUUUAUUAAAGAAAUGAACUCAUGUGCUGCAAAUAAGAAAAUCUAUUUUCUUGAAUGGCUCAGAAUCCUCUUGGAUGAAUUUACCUCAACUGACAUUUCUGCUCUACAUCACAAGUAUAAUGAAAACGGGUCAGAGGUGAUAAAGGUAGAAAUAGAACAAUUAAAGUCUGAACAAACAGAACUUGAGAAAAUAUCGGAAAUUCAAGAUUCAGUGUUUGGUUUGGAGCACAUCCUGAGAGAGAUCGGUCAGAUCUAUGAAUCAUGUUCAUCUGUGAAGAAGAACAAGGAAGGUCUGCAGUUUCACUUCUUCCUCCCGAGUCUUGCAGCAGAGAUGAUGAUCUCUGGAUUUCCUCUGGAGCUGAUGGAUGGAGAUGCUGCUCAUGUUCCUCUGAUCUGGGUUAAAGCUGUUCUAGAUGAACUCAUCAAGAAACUGGGAGACCAGAGAGUGUUUGUACUGUCAGUUUUAGGGGUUCAGAGCUCUGGGAAAUCCACCAUGCUGAAUGCCAUGUUUGGACUGCAGUUUGCCGUCAGUGCUGGCAGGUGCACCAGAGGAGCUUUCAUGCAGCUGGUCAGAGUUUCAGAGGAGAUGAAAGAACAGCUGAAGUUUUACUAUAUUCUGGUGGUUGAUACUGAAGGACUUCGUGCUCUAGAACUGGCUGGAAGGUCAACGAGACUUCAUGACAAUGAAAUGGCCACUUUUGUUGUGGGUCUUGCAAAUCUGACAUUAAUCAACAUCUUUGGAGAAAACUCCACUGAGAUGCAGGACACUCUUCAGAUUGUUGUUCAGGCCUUCCUGAGGAUGAAGAAGGUCAGACUGAAUCCCAGCUGCAUGUUUGUGCAUCAGAAUGUUUCAGACGUCACAGCUGGAGUGAAAAACAUGGAGGGAAGGAGACGACUGCUGAAAUUACUGGAUGAAAUGACAAACCUUGCUGCAGAAGAUGGAGUCUGUGAUGCAGAAAGAUUCAGUGAUGUCAUUCAUUUUGAUGUACAGAAGGAUGUGAAGUAUUUUGCACACCUCUGGGAGGGAAACCCACCCAUGGCACCACCAAACCCAAACUACUGUGAAAAUGUUCAAGAUCUAAAGAAAACUAUUCUUUCUCAUGUCUCUAAAUCAGAUGGCAUGAUGUUGACGCACCUGAAAGAUCGUAUUCGAGAUCUCUGGGAGGCUUUACUGAAUGAACGAUUUGUGUUCAGCUUCAAAAAUUCUCUGGAGAUUUCAGCCUACAGAAAAUUGGAGACAGAAUACAGCAAGUGGACCUGGAGUCUCCGGAGUGCCAUGCUGGAAAUUGAGAGUAUAUUACACAACAAUAUCGAAAAUGACGUGCUUCACAAGGUUGAAGAAAUUGAUCUUCAAAAAGAACUAAAAGAAAAAGGUGAAGAAGUGAAAAACUCAAUGUCUGAGUUCUUUGAGAAAGACACUGAUGCUGAUGUAGUAAUUCAGUGGAAAGCUUCCUUUGAAAUCAAAAUUAAAGAGCUUCAAGAAAACAUUGUGAGAGAAACAAAGAGGAAAUUAAAUGAGAUUCUUCAACAGCGAGACCUGAAGAAAGAGAUUGAUGCUCAGAAGACACAUCAUGAAAACACUCUCUUUGAAAAGAGCAAAACACUCGCCUUAACACUCAAAGACAAAGCAAAUGAUGAAGAAACACUGAAGAAAGAGUUUGAUUGCUUUUGGGAAGAGUGUGUGAAGAAGAUCAUCAGAGACACUCCUACAAUCAAAGACAUUGACAUAUUAAGAGAUGUGAAACAACUCCUCAGUGAAAUCUAUGAAAGUGUUCCUGUAGAUCACUGGACGGAGAACAGGAAUAUUUUCUCUUUGCCGAGUUAUUCAGAUUAUGUACGGUUAAAGAAAUCCAGAGGAAUUACAGGACCUGUUAGAAAUGCCAAUAAAGCAUCUACAGGGAAGAUUGAUAAUGAUCUGUUUAAAGAGAAUGAAUCACAAAUAAGAACCUUAGUAAAUGACAUUGCUCAGCAGAUAAACAAAAUGAUCCUGUCAUUUAACAUUGCAAAGAUGGGCUACAACAUCAACUAUAUCCAACAACUUAUUGAGCACAUUAAGACAAGAGUAACAGAACAUCAGGAAGGACCAGUGAAAUAUGUGUUCAAGAAUGAAUUCUUUAUGGAUUUGGUGUUUUCCAUCUGUAAACGAGAAAACGAGAGAUUCACUGACCAACACGGACUGUUCAGAGAAGCCAAUGAUCCUGUUUUCUACCUUGAAAAGAAGAGAGGAGAGUACUACAGUAUCUUCCAGAAAUAUUAUAAGGGUGCAACAUCAGCGGUCAUUUUUGGUCAGUUUGUCUCUCAGAAACUGAAAGAUCCCAUUGAACAGAGUGUCUACAAAAACACUGCCAGAGAUUUAGCAGAUGAAAUGAGAACAAACUGUCAAUCACUGAACGGAAACAGAUCUAAACUGGAGAAACACAUCCUGAAGACACUGGCAGAAGAGGAGGAUUUUAACAAAUACAUGAACUACAUUAAACAUCCCAGAGAUCACUUCAAGAGUUUCAUCAGAGAUGAAGUCAGUCAGUACAUCACUGAUAAGUUCAGUGUCAGUGUUCGGCCCAAGAUGAUGAAGAACAUCAAACUCCUGCAGCAGAAGAUCAUGAACGCAGCUCAUGAAUCUACUGAACAUGUUCAAGUGAACAGUGGAAAUGUUGAAGCAGCUCAUGAAUCUACUGAACAUGUUCAAGUGAACAGUGGAGAUGAUGAAGCAGCUCAUGAAUCUACUGAACAUGUUCAAGUGAACAGUGGAGAUGUUGAAGCGGCUCAUGAAUCUACUGAACAUGUUCAAGUGAACAGUGGAAAUGUUGAAGCAGCUCAUGAAUCUACUGAACAUGUUCAAGUGAACAGUGGAAAUGUUGAAGCAGCUCAUGAAUCUACUGAACAUGUUCAAGUGAACAGUGGAAAUGUUGAAGCAGCUCAUGAAUCUACUGAACAUGUUCAAGUGAACAGUGGAGAUGUUGAAGCAGCUCAUGAAUCUACUGAACAUGUUCAAGUGAACAGUGGAGAUGUUGAUUUGUGGUUGAAGUGUUUCACACAGAAGCUCUCAGAUGUGCUGAUAUUCUCUGUUAAAGACUUCAGUGGAGUGAGUCAUGAUGGUGUUGAUGAUUUCAAACUUCUAGAAGAUGUGAUGAGAAAGGAACUUCCUCCAGUAAUAUCAGACAUAAGCAGUGAAUUCAGUACAGAGACUUUUCCAGUAAAUCUGGACCACAAGUACAGGUCAGAUGAGAUCCUUAAUCAUCAUUUCUGUCAGUGCUGUUGGGUUCAGUGUCCUUUCUGUGCAGCCAUCUGCACCAACACAAUAGAAGACCAUGAAGGAGAUCACAAUGUUCCUUUCCAUCGUUAUGUUGGACUAAAUGGGAUGAUUUACCAGCGUACAACACACUUGUGUAUAAGCAUUUGCACAUCAGCAGUAGCAAGUGAUCGAUCUUUUUGUUCAAAUGUCUCAGAUACAGUCCUCUGGAGAGAAUACAGAAAAGCAGGAGGAGAUUAUGCAAAAUGGAGCAUCACCGCUGACUUCUCUGAACUGCCGUACUGGAAGUGGGUUGUGUGCAGAUUCCAGAAAGAUCUGGAAAAAUACUAUAUGAAAGCAUUUGAGGGGAAUGGUGAGAUUCCACAAGAAUGGAGAGAAUAUUCAAAAAAAGAGGCCAUUGAGAGUUUGGACAAAUACAUCUAAUUAGACUCUUAUAAGUGUCUGAUUCAAAGAAAUUACAGUACUGUGCAAAUUUAACCUUUAGCAAAUAGAAAAGAAGCAAAUAGAACAGAUGUCAUGGUCCCUGCAGAGCCCCCCACUGAACAUCGAGUCAGUCUGAGAUUGCUUGAAGAGACAGAAGCAAUUGAGACAUAAAACUGUUUAUGGCUGUCACUGUUCUGGUAAGCCAGCAGGUUUGUUUUGUUAUUUUCUCUCCUUCAUGUUUCGCAAGUGCCCUCAACUGGCAUAAUCAGGGUUUCCAUGGGAACAUUCAUUGUUCUCAGGGUGGCACCGAUCAUGGUGGCACUGAUUGCACUCCCUACAUUAGCGCUCAUGUUUCUCUGAUUCUAUGCAGGAUUAUUAAUCUAUGUUGAGUACUAUCCUCACUCUCCUAGUAUAGCUGGUCCUGUUUUGUCAUUCUGUUGUUCGGGUUGCGGUUUGCCUUCCAGUCUUCGCUGAGUUCAGCCUGACAAUCCACAAAAGAAUUCCGGUCUAUGACCGCGUGCCGGGGAUCAACAGAUCAGCGGUUGCUAUUAUUGUCCGCUGGACACCUACUCCUCGCCAAGCUUCUACGGAGGAUUUUGCCAAGCUCCUCCUGACAUCCACGACGCACACACUCCACUGACGAACACACUACUCUCUGCGUGAAGGUGCAUUAAUGACUUUGUGAAUAAAUAUUUAGAAACUGUUACGUCUGCUCUUCGGUCUUUUUGUCCUGCACUUAACGUUACAAUGGCAUUACUUCUAAAGACAUCCUCACUGUGUAACAUAAAACUUUUGCACAGUACUGUAGAUGAUUUAUCUAAUAGUUACAUAAAAUGAGUUUCUAUUCCACAUUUUAUUAAGCUCUAUCAAUAUCUCUUGCUUCAAUGACAAUGUGAUUUAGUCAUUACCAGUGCACGCUAUUUGAAGUGAUUUUAUCAUUUAGAGGGCUUACGUAUAGCUAGUUAGUUUUCUCACUAAAAAGCUGAUUUUAGCUAUAUAUUUUUUGAGUGUUAUCAGUUGCUCUAUUUGCUACGAGUGACCAAUUGGUUUCAGGGCCAUAACCACAAUAGACAAUGUGAUUAGGGGAAUACUAUUGUAGAUAAUAUUGUCGCUGUCCUGUGUAGUCCAUUACGCACUACAGUCUAAUUGUCAUUAAAUUGUUGCAAGGAUUACACAAUGGUUUAAUUUAAGUGUGCUCCACAUUAGCCCAAGUCAGCAGUUCAGUUUAAGAGUGUCAUUCUAAGAGUUAAAUAGCUACACUCUUUGACAUUAAACUAUUUGCCCAUUAUUUUACGAUAGAAAUGACUGACUGACAGUAAUUUCCAAGGAUGCAAUUUGUUUUAUCUUUUGUGAAAUUCACACAUAUUCUGUAUUUUAUUUUAUGUCACAUUGUGAAUGUUAAAAGAUAACAUUAACAAGCAGUUUUCAGCCUAUCAGGCAUAAUACAAUGAGUAAAUGUGUGCAUAUUAUGAAUUCAUUAUAUUGAUGUGGUUAUGAAAUUGGCUUUCAGAUUUAUGAAUCAUUUUCUUAGACAGUUCUUCUUUUCUCAAAGAAGGAGUGUUUCACUCUCAGACUUCAUUGUGUUUUUAGGUUGUGGGAAUGACUGUGUCCUAUUUUUUUUAAUGAAAAUUAAACAUAUUAAUGUAAAUGCAAUACAAACCUUUAAUUUCACGGGGUGGCCAAUGGUGAGAAGACAACAGUCAGUCAGGUGAGGAUGAGUACGGAAACAGAAGAUGUCUCUCAUUAUCAGUCGUUGGAUGGGAUUUUGUUUCCUUAUAUGCAAACAUGAAAGCACUUUUAUGGGAAUUAUACAAUUAUUAAUAUUUCAUUAUUUCUAUAUCAACUUGCUUUUGCUUGUGUUUACAUUAUGCCUGAUUUCACAA
Molecule: messenger RNA, 7927 nt
Organism: Xyrauchen texanus (razorback sucker)
Lineage: Eukaryota; Metazoa; Chordata; Actinopteri; Cypriniformes; Catostomidae
Product: interferon-induced very large GTPase 1-like
Molecular function (GO): GTP binding
Source: RefSeq, a predicted model, not a curated record